Messenger RNA from Dissoconium aciculare CBS 342.82, 531 nucleotides. RefSeq lists its product as uncharacterized. Lineage: Eukaryota; Fungi; Ascomycota; Dothideomycetes; Mycosphaerellales; Dissoconiaceae. The transcript has a single exon. The record is from RefSeq and is a predicted model, not a curated record. Bases 90 to 383 code for a protein of 97 amino acids.
AGUCACCGACACGGCUAUGCAGCCUCGUGUCAACGUCAUGUAUUUGCAGCAAUCACCACGGAUGGUUACGGGAAUGGCGCUGUUCGUGCAUGUUCGACAGGCGAGGGUCGCGAGCCCGAAGUGGGGCAUUCUUAAUCGCCGUCCUGUGCAAACCACUCUGGGGACGACAAAUUUCUCGCCGUAGCAGGGUCAAAAGCCCUACAUUGCAAUCGAGCCUCAAAUUGACAGAUGAGGCACCAAAGCCUACAGUAUUUCGAGCCCAUUCGGCAGCUCACAAUAAGUUAGUCACCAAGAUUCAUGGCGAGGUGAAGCGGUGGUGCUGUGAGGGUCUCGAAAUAAAUCGCCCCCAAAAAGCACGGGAGUCACGAUACGGCACUGGAUAAGUCCCUGAUGGAAUGGCUGGGCAUCAUGGCUCACGCCCGGAGUAGCAUUAUUGAAUUCGUAAAAAGUGUUUUAAAGCUAUUGCACAAUUUUAGCGGAGUACGCCGUCGAUUUGGGUGGCAGGGAUACUUCUCAAAAAAACGAUUCAGC